Messenger RNA from Dictyostelium purpureum, 2594 nucleotides. RefSeq lists its product as uncharacterized. Bases 1 to 2487 code for a protein of 828 amino acids. The transcript has a single exon. NCBI's taxonomy places the organism in Eukaryota, Evosea, Eumycetozoa, Dictyosteliales, Dictyosteliaceae. The record is from RefSeq and is a predicted model, not a curated record.
AUGAAAAUUUUUACAAACUAUUAUGAAAAUAAUGUAUCUGUUUUAGAAUCACCAGUUUUAUUAAAAGAAAUUUUUAGCAAAUAUGAAUUGCCUCCAUACAGUGACCAAACUUUAAAGAGUUAUGAAAAUGCAAUAUCUUUUUUACUGUUUCAGUCAUUAAACAAAAGAAAUCAAGCUAUUACAGAUAACCUUAUAGAAAAUAAUGAUAUUCCAAAACUAAAGAACCUGUUGUUAAAUGAAAAUCAAUUAAACAAUAAUACUUUAAACCUCACUUUUGAAUUUAUGUUUGAAACAAUCAAAAGAACAAAGCCAUACUAUUUCGAUAAUGUAGAAAAAAUAUUAGACGUCCCAUUCAUAUCAUUAUUUGAAAAAUCAAGUAAAAUAUUAUCAAAAAAGCUUUUCCCUAAAGAAGAUGAUGACCAAACUAAAGAAAUACCGGAGGAUCUUUUUGAUGAUGAAUAUAUGGAAGAUUUUUACUCAAACUCCCCCAAAUAUUUACAAAUGGUAUCUCUAAUUGGCCAAUCAGUAAAGAAAUGUAUUGAACCUCUGUUAUUUAAGAAACAAGUAUUAAGAAUUAUAGAGUUUGGUGGCGGCACUGGAACAACUUCAAAGGUUAUUUGUAACGAAAUUAUGAAUCUAUUGGAAAAAUACAAAAGCUCAAAUGAAAACAGCAACAUUUUAUUAGAAAUUGAAUACACCUACAGCGAUGUAAACCCAAUUCUUAUAGAAAAUGCAAAAAAAGAAUUUAAAAACUUCGACAAUGAAAAUUGUAAGAUGGUAUUUAGAAAUCUCAAUAUUCAAAAAUCUUUAGAAUCACAGGGUAUAAAUCAUAACUAUUAUGAUAUUGUGGUAGUAGAAAACGUUUUGCACUUUUUAAAAGAUGCCGAGUAUUCUAUAAAACAAGUACAUUUAAUAUUAAAGGGAAAUGGUCACUUUAUCUUAUAUGAAUCUCCUUAUCGUUCAGUAGUAUUAGACUCAGUAUAUGGAGCAUUCGAUUUCUGGUGGGAUUGCUCUGGAGACUAUCGUAUUGAUAGAUGUAUUCCCCCCCAAAAGAACUGGAUAAAUUUAUUAGAAAAGUACAAUUUUAAAGAUAUGGUAAAAACAAAUGACCUAGAGUCUCUGCCCUAUAUAAUCCAAUCAAAGAAGGUAGAUAACAAUGAAGAAAUGGAAUUUAAUCAAAUAAUUGUUUAUGGUGAAUUAAACACUGAUUUAAAAAAUCAAUUUUUCAACCUAAUUAUGCAAACCAAACACCAUGAAAUUUUAAAUAUAACAAACACCAGUCAAUUUAAAGAAGUUAAAAUAAAUGACAACUCUACAAUAUUCUACAUUCCAACGAUUGAAGAAUUAAUAAUUGAAGAAAUUAUAAAGAAUUCGGAUGAUUAUAACUAUAUUAAUCAAUAUUUAAUUAAUAAUAACCAUUUAAAUACCAAGCAUAUUAUAGUUUCAACUUUAUCAGCUAAAGAAUCAAACAAAUAUCUAAACUCAUCCAUCAUUGGUCUAAUGGGUUUUUGGUUAAAUUCAAACUGUUUCCUUAAGUUAUACAAUUUUGAUUUUGAUUUAGAAUCUCUCAAUACAAAAUCACCACUAUUAAACUGCUUUAAAUAUUUACACUGCAAUCAAUUAAUAAUUAGGGAGAAUCAAAUCUGCAAUGAAAAAUAUAAAAAAGAACAACUAGCAAUACAACAAUCAAAUGAAAGCAUUCUUAAUCAAGUCUAUUUAUUCAUUGGUGAUGUUCCUGAGAAAAUUGCAAACCAAAGUAAUAUAGAAAAGUACCCAUUAAACUUCAAUGACUUUAAAGAAGAGGAAUUUUUAAAUCAAUUUUCAAACUACAACAACUUAACUUUUAUAUUUACCCAAAAUGAAAAUCAUACACUAGAGCAAUCAAUUCAAGAUGUUAAACUUUUAAUUAAACUAAAUAACCUCUCGAUAGAUAAUAAAAUCAGCUUUAAUAACUUUAUAAUUGAAAGUUUUGAAGGCAGUUGCAGCAUGAACUCUAACUCUCUUAACUCAAUUUUAGAAUCGAUUUCGAGCUAUAGAAGAUCUUGUAACAAAGUGUCCCUAUUCGUAUAUAAUCAAAACCUAACCCCUAUCUCGGACCAAGUUGUGUCAUCACCAAACCAACUUAACCACAAUGUAUAUAACAUCGACCAAAUAGAAUGUGUUAGUAGAGUUAAAAAAAAUAAAAUGGGUUUUUAUUUUAAUGAAAUCUAUUGCUCAUCAAAUACCAAAAACGAAAUUAUAGAUAUAAUUAAAAAAAUUUUCAAUACUUGCAAUAUCGAAAACUAUAACCAAACUCUAAAUGAAAAUUUCAAACUCUCCUGUUCGUCCAACAAAAUACAACACUUUAAAGAAUCAAUAGACAAUGAAAUAUUAAAGGAUUCAAUUAGUUUAGAGCAAGUAAAUUCAUUUUCAAUUGAAUCAAUUAUAAACACAAUUUACAUUCAACAAUUAAAAAACUUUGAAUUCUUUAGAAAAAAAACCAAAUAAGCUAUUUCACUUUUUAAAUGUGUAAAUUUUCCUCCCAUAAAAAAUAAAAAUAAAAAUAUAAAUUUAAAAAAAACAUAAUAUUAUUUAGUUUGUAUUAAUUAAAAUUU